AUGCAAAACAGAGUAGUGCUUGAUGCUCUACUGGCAUUAAGCGGUGCUCAACUUUGGAAAGGCCGUGACCCGGCUAUGAAAGAAACUAUCCUGAGGCUGAGACAACGCGCGCUAUUGGGGUGCCAAAAGCUAUUGACCCAAUCUGGACUAAUAGUUCUGAUGGAUACUGCGAAGGCAAAUCAAGGUCUCUUGGGUGCUAUGAGCGCAAAUGAAAUCUUCGUGCCUCUGGCGUGCUGCAUCCUUCUUCUCUUAUAUGAGAAGCUAGUCGGUUAUGGGAAGGCUAAUUGGAUGCCUCAUCUGAAGUUUUUGGCACAGCUCUUUGACCGACUCCUUGAACCAGCACAUAGCGGAGCGUUGAACUCGCUUAUACAAAAGUGUCGGCAACACCAAGGAUUUCAAUUCCUGCACAACCUAUUUUUGUACAAUGACCUUAUCCAGUCCACUGCAGGGGGGACUUCGACGCUUUCUGACUAUUAUCGGAGGGUUCAGCGCAAUAUGCACUCAAUUGAUGAUGAUGCUUUAAUACCAACACACAACGCUUCUUUAGCCCCAGACCAACCUCAGAAACGAUGCACAAAUGGUCGUUUCUACUAUCCUUAUCUCAUUGCUGAAAUCAGCACUGGAAUGGAGAUACUUAAUGAUGCUGAUAUUGACGCCUGGGAUGGCCGGUUUGAUUGGCUUCCCAGUUUCUCCACGACGACCAUACAGCUUUCGGAUCCAACUCCAUCCCUACAUCUUCUCUCCAAGACAGAACUACUGCUAGAACCCGGGGCCAUUGACGACAAAGAGGAAAGGAUUAUGUCUUACAUCUACCGCGACACGGCGAAGGUAUACCUGAGGCAGGCUAGCCGGCAAAGGUCUGGUCAAUAUGAGGCAACAAAUCAUGAAAUAUCUGCCGCCACUGUUGCCUGCCAAGCAGUACGGAACAUUGUUCAGUUGCGUGAAGGAUCAGCGUUGGAGAAUGCACUACUUUGGCCAAUCAGUAUAAUUGCCAGGGAGCUCACCGAGGAGUGUACGAUUGAAAGAGAAUAUAUAUUGGGUCGGUUGCAAAGACUUGAAUCCCGUUUUCACAUGGAACAUUUCAGAAGAAUGCAGGAGGUUUUGAUGGCAACAUGGGCUCAGAAUAAUCGACUGUUUAUAAAUGUGGAAGCGGGAGUUGAGGAGGAUGUUUUUCUGUUUGGAUAG
Messenger RNA from Penicillium riverlandense, 1185 nucleotides. RefSeq lists its product as uncharacterized. NCBI's taxonomy places the organism in Eukaryota, Fungi, Ascomycota, Eurotiomycetes, Eurotiales, Aspergillaceae. Gene Ontology annotation, biological process: positive regulation of transcription by RNA polymerase II. The record is from RefSeq and is a predicted model, not a curated record. The transcript has a single exon. The coding region runs from base 1 to 1185 and encodes 394 amino acids. Gene Ontology annotation, molecular function: DNA-binding transcription factor activity; transcription cis-regulatory region binding. Gene Ontology annotation, cellular component: nucleus.